GGGAUAUGAUCUGCGGUCUGAAUCACAAAGGAGGCACAUCUUUAUCCUCAGGGGGAGCGCCGCUCGGGGCACCGCUCCUCGAAUAAAAACCAAACUCAGAUGUACUUGCUGCCACCGGAUCGACUCACCUCGGGCCUCUUUGUUCGCCACCAUGCCAAUAUGCGAAGGAGCGUCCCUGAGCCCCUCGUUCGAUUGCACCGUAAUUGUGUAUGUGUGUGAAAAAAGGAGCUUUGAAUGGAAAAGGCGAGUCCCAAUACGACUCGACCUCGGUGAGUUCUUUGCCGUACGACAGUCACAGUCCCUCGCACAAGAGUUACACGAUGCGCCGGCGCUCGGGCCCUCGCGGCGUGGGACAAAGCGCGGCAGAGCUCGAUUGGAAAGGGGGAGAGGUAAAGGAGCGGGGCCAGCUGUCCAGCAGCGGACGCGUACGGUGAAACUCUUGACGGCCUAGCCUUUCGUCUCGUCGCUGAUCGGAGGAAUCUAUCGCGGGCGGGCG
Acaromyces ingoldii is the source of this 496-nucleotide messenger RNA. RefSeq lists its product as hypothetical. The transcript has a single exon. The record is from RefSeq and is a predicted model, not a curated record. Bases 152 to 451 code for a protein of 99 amino acids. Lineage: Eukaryota; Fungi; Basidiomycota; Exobasidiomycetes; Exobasidiales; Cryptobasidiaceae.